GAGGAGCAAGAUGAGAGAAAAAACAAAGAGGAGUGGAAAGGCGUGCAGAGCGAUAGGGAGGGAGGGGAAAGCGAAAGUGUAGUGAGAUGAGAUGAGAUGAGGUGAGAUGAGAGCGCUAUCCAUCCAUCUGAUUCAGAGAGAGUGAGAGUGAGAGUGAGAGUGAGAGUGAGGAACAAGGAGGAGGAGGAGGAUUCCAUGCCCAUGCCCAUGCCGGAGAUCUGAUUGACACCAGGCAGGCAGCUACUGUAAGCUUCUUCUCAUGGCGCCCGCCAUCGGCAUUGCUCUCCUGCUGCUGCUGCUGCCGCCGCCCGCCGCCCCCUUCUCCAUCGACUUCUUCCCGGCAUCCCCCUCUCCGCCGCGCCUCGCCCUCUCAGGCGCCGCCUCCCUGCGCCCCACCGCAGUCUCCAUGGCCUCCCCCACCGCCCGCCUCCAGCUCACCGACCCCGUUGCCCUCGGUCCCGCAUUCUCCACCUACUUCUCUUUCUCCCUCUCUCCCCCUCUUGGCCCUGGCUCCUUCGCCUUCUUCCUCACCCCCGCGGCCGUCCACCACCCCCUCCUCCUCGCCCUAGUCUACGAUUCUGCCGGCCGCGUCCGCCUUGACCUCGCCGGCCACACGGUCGCCGCCUCCACUCAGGCCCACCCCUCUGCCCACCUACAUUCCUGGAUACACUACAAUGCCACCUCCGCCACGCUCCAGCUCCGCCUCUCCGCUACCUCGCGCCGCCCCGCCCUACCGCUGCUCACCCUGCACCCGCUCCCUCCCUCCGCCCUCCUCCUCCUCCGGACCAAGCCCAUGAUCGCCGGCUUCACCUCCUCCGCCGCCAACUGCACCCUCUUCGCCUGGGCCUUCCGCGCCAACUCCUACCCAAUCAUGCACAUGCACUCCCAGCCGCUCGAUCCCGCCCACCUGCUCACCACGCCGCCCCCUCGCCGCACCCCUCGCCCGCAGCACUACCCUUACCCCUGGGGCGCUGCGCUCUCGCUGCUCUUCGCCGCCGCCUCUGGUGCCAUGCUCACAUUAUUCCUGCUCUUCGUCUGGUACUCCCUGGUGGCGCGGCGCCGCCCCGUCGCGCCAGUCACCCCGUCCGACGUCGUCUAUGAGAAGAUUGUGCUUGUUGGGGUCAAGGAUGACGACGCCGCUGCUCCGCCUCUGGCUCUUGCUGUACCUGGUAGCUUGGAGCGCGGGCGACUGCGGCGAUCAGCCGGCAGCGGACGAGUGGCGGGCGGCCGACAAGCUAGGGCAGUGCGACCGAGGCAGCUGGACAGCAUAGCUGGGCGAGGGCGGCGGCGGCCGGUCUUGUGGCGGCCAAGGCGACGACCGGUCUCGGGGCGGUGAGUGCGCGGGCACGGCGGUGACGGUGACAAAGGGGACUGUUGGAAAGUGGACACAGAUCGAUCGAAGUAUCGAACACCUUUCAGCCGCACUGUAGCAGUCCGGCACAGCAAGGAAAAGAACAGAGCAGAGCAGAGAUGACAAAGAAAACUGAAGAAGCAAGAACGCAAUUUCUGAACAGAGCUUUUGGGGCAAUUUUCGUUAUCUUUUCAACUGAAAUAAAACUGAAUGCACGAAUACAAAAUGAUGCGACUACAACUACUUAUAAGCUGUGAGUUAACAAUCUGAUCCUAAUAAGAAGGAAGACUAAGCACGAUCCCUGCCAUGCAUCCUGCAUCACCACGUUGCAGACCGUUACGUCCCGCGUCGUCAGGAUCAGCUAGGGCCGCGCCUGGAAUAACUGUAACAGGGACGGUCAUGCUGACGGUGGCGGCAUAAGACGACUGAGGCAGCGCCAUAGAGGGGACGGCACAUCCAGGCGGGGGUCACGGUGAACGGGCUGGUGGCGGCGGCAGCUGCAGCUGCUUUAAACUUAGCAUUGGAAUUUAAACACACGAGUGCAUGUGUCAUGGCAAUUUCAUAUCAAGCGACUACUACUUGAAGCCUUUCGUGAGUACAGAGCCGGAGGUGAGGGUGGUAGAGAGGAUGAACAACUGAACAACGACGAGUUCCUGAUCCUGGCAAGCGACGGGCUAUGGGAGGUGGUCUGCAAGAGCGCCGGGAACUGCCUCAACGACAGCGCAACGGCCAUGUGGCAUGGAGACGGCGUUGCUGAAGCGGACGGAGAGCAACCACCCGCUCAGGCCACUGCAAGCCCCCGCCACCCCGACUCGCUCGGCUCUGCCACAAGCUGCCACCGACCCUGCUCGCUCCCUCUCGCCCGGCUCCGCUACCAACCAUUUGCGUUCACGUUCGCGCCAUCGCCCGCCACUCAUCCGUAACCCGCCAACCGCCACAGCCGCCUGCGCCGCGAGCUACCCGCACCGCACGGGAGAGGAGAGAGGAAGAAGAGAGAGAAGAGGAAGGGAGAUAGUGAAGAGAAAAUAAGGAAAUAGGAAAAAAAAGAACGAGAGUAGGAGACUUACUUGUGAGUCUUAUAUUUUUUUUAUUUUUCUUCGUACUGACUAGGAUGUCACAUCAAUGAAACCAUAUAUACAUAUUGCCCUUAGACCUAAUCUACACGGUUUUGAAUAUUUGAGGGAAUAAGAUUUCUAAUAUUAGAGUUUAGGGAUAUCUUGCAGACUCGAUGUAACGUUGAGUGACGACAGAUGAACUUAUUUCACUCAACUCAAGAGAGCUUUCUUCCUCCUACUUGGCCCUUGUGCUUAGAAUUGAAUCAAUCCCUGUCUACAAUAAAUAGUGCUCCUAGUAUUGUGCUAGCAGGAAUUUAUUCAGCACAGCAGCGCUAGCCGAGACGACCUCCCGGCCUCUCCUUUUUCCCUCCCAAAACAAAUUAGGAU
Oryza brachyantha (malo sina) is the source of this 2793-nucleotide messenger RNA. RefSeq lists its product as uncharacterized. The coding region runs from base 260 to 1336 and encodes 358 amino acids. NCBI's taxonomy places the organism in Eukaryota, Viridiplantae, Streptophyta, Magnoliopsida, Poales, Poaceae. The transcript is spliced from 2 exons. The record is from RefSeq and is a predicted model, not a curated record.